This is a messenger RNA of Amoebophrya sp. A120, 4643 nucleotides long. The record is from the annotation of a GenBank genome assembly. Lineage: Eukaryota; Dinophyceae; Syndiniales; Amoebophryaceae.
AGCUCAUCUAUUUCACGCCGCUUCGAGAAGGGCAGCCAUGCACCAGCAACUAUGGUGCCCGUCGUCCCGAUGCACAUGCAGGGUCAGGCGCAAGGCGCGGAACUAUUGAAACGGUGCUGCAAUUUUUGCGCUCGUGUUGGUGUUGGUGAGCAGCUGCGCAUAUUGUCGAUUUAUUUCGCGAUAUUAACGAUAAGACAUCUCUUCGCACAACAGCAUGACAUCAUUAAGUAAAACUCUCGAUCUGUGAGCGUACCCAAGCUACUUGAUGUCACACUGAAAAUAAGCUGCUCAAGUGCGGAAUAUUAAACUAUGGAAGACACGACGGGAAUGACCGCCCCACUCGCGGGGAUGAACCAGAUGUACGGCCUAACGCCCAAGCAGUACCAGGACGUGGUCAAGGCGUUUCAGGCCUUUGACGAUUCCGGGGACGGUCUCAUUGACAUGGAAGAGUUGGAAGACGUCUUGCGGCUGCUGGGGCAGAAUCCGAGCUACAAAGAGCUCCAGCAGGUCAUGGACGCUUUGGAUCAGGACAAGUCUGGGCAAAUUGAUUUUUCCGAAUUCCUACCCUUCAUGGCACAGGUAAAAAGUAGAUUAUAUUUCCGACCUGGUGUUUAUUUUGUUUUUGUUGCCCUCAGGCAAUCAAUUUGUUGUGCUGUCUGGCUUUAUUGCCGCAAUAGGAUUCAUUGUGUGUUUAUUUAGUUUCUCCUUGGCGGGAAGUUGAACUAAAAACCCUUUUAUUUGUCUGUGCUAUAAUGAUUCAUCUAGGUGAUAAAGCUCCAGUCGGAAUCCACCAUUGAGGGCAUGCUGCGAAAAAAGAUGCCGGCCUACAUCCACGGAACAGAGCCAGAGAUAAAAUCCGUCGGCGACCGGAGAAAAGUAGUCAACUGGUUGGUCUUUCUCACCGGCAUAACGGUUCCCUGGUUGGUUUUCUCCCUGUUCUUCUGGCUCAACAGUUUCAAGUAUUGGGAGAUCCCGAACUGGUAUGCAAGAAAUAAAAAACUGUGUAAGUGUGUUGACUUUGUCUUGCAGAUGCUGCAAUACAGUUACACAUGUCAUGCUGGAUGAAUGUGCAUCAGACGCUAUUUUCAUACGUGUAGUUUUCGCGUACUACAUACGCCUGACAGGUUUUAUUCUCUGUCAUGCAAAACAAAUCUGUGAUGCUUUUCCUGCAAAAAAAAGUUAGAGUUACACUUGCACACUUUUUUUCUUGGAUAGUUCGACCCACGCGAUAAACUCCCUCACCGUUUUCUUCUUUUUCUACUUCCUCUAUAUCAAAUGUAAAAAUGUCUGGGUCUGGAAAAGUGCAACUUGUCAUGCUAACUCUGAAUCAUACAAAAUCUGCGUUGCAUGAUUAGGCGCAGGGUCACCCGGUCGGCAGAGCCGAUCCAUACGAACGAACGAUGAUUACCAAUAAAGCUGUUCACUUUUGAGAAGGCCGAGAGGCAGUUUCUCAUGCGGAAAAGGCAUGGUAAAGAUCUCACAGAGUCUGUGAUGCUACGGCAUGCAUCAGAGACCUAGCACGUCAUGCAAAACCUGCAUCACAAGUCUGGCAUUCUCCAGACCCAGACAUUUUUGCAAUCCAUACUCUAUCGGUAUAAACGACGCAUGCAGCUUCCCACCCAGUGGUUCCUCGCCUUUCAGGCCUUUGCGCACGUCUUAUAUUACAAUGAAAACUGCCCCCACCCCCGAAUCGUUGGAAGCAUUUGUAUUGCAAACCUUUCCAAAUGAAACAUUCGCCAUCUUGCAUCUAUCAGCAUCACAGGUUUCCAAUCGUGAAUAGCAAAAAUUUGUAUUGCAAAGGACCGCGGCAAGAGCGGCGCUUGUGAUGCAAGCGAUGCUGUAUACGACUAGACUCUGCAUCAGAAAGAUUCAUACUCCUUUCAUGCAAGACAAAAAGUUCGUCAUUUGGAAACUUCGCAUGAGAAACUUUUGCAACUUUGGGCAUUUUUCACUUUGAUAUCUUACUCGGCAUGUUCUGCGGCAACCUGAACUUCUGGUUUUACCUGCACCCCUACUUAUGCAUUCCAAGUAUGUCCGGGUCUGGAAGGUUGCAACUUCUGAUGUUGUCUUUCGAUUCUAAAAAAAUUUGUGUUGCAUGACUAGCAAGAGGAGCCCAGUUUCUGCUACACGGAGAGGGCAUUUCUCAUGCGGAGUAGACAUUAGGAAGGGUUCUAAAAAUCUGUGAUGCUAGGUCGUGCAUCACAGACAAUCAUGGGUCAUGCAAAAUAUGCAUGACAAACCCGGCAAUCUUCCAGACAUCCAGACAUUUUUUCAUUCGAUACUACUACCAGCUGAACCAAAUGGCGACGUACAACGCAAUAAAUCCGUCCAGAUUGUUACCCUGUGUAAAAACGUUCCCACUCCAGAGUCAAGAUGGAGAUCUCGCAACACAAAUCCAGAAGUUUUGGGAGUCACGCAUGACAAGUUCCUCUCUGCAUUGUCGCGCAGAUUAGCAAGUAUUGUCGCUUCACAAAACCUCCACCCACUUAUCCUGUUUACAGCAUUACAAAUUCCACAACACGAUUAGAAAUGUCUUUCAUGGGGAUGCGCAUUACAAGUUUUCCUGUAACUGCAAAUCUGCAUGACAACUCUGGGGUGGCGACGUUUUUCCUCAGGAGAACUAUUCACCACCAAAAUCGAGCGCGACCCAAAUACCAACGCGAUCAAGUACACGACGUCAAUAUGAAUUGCAAAAGCAUCGUACUAGUAGUAAUUGCAUUACAAAUUACCGUAGCAUGACAAAUGAAAUUUGUCAUGCUGUUUUACCUUGGGAUGUAGAUUUGUAAUGCAUAAUUGCAAAUACUACGAGUGCGAUACUUUUGCACAGGAUAGUCAACGAGUAGCCGCCCGACGGAGGGAAAGAGGUACCAGGACGGGGUAUCAAAAGGAAAAAUCCCCCCUCCCCAUAUCAAAACGAAAUUUCUGAUGCUGGAUUUGAGUACACAAAUCAGAUUUGUAUUGCAGGAAAGCACUGCGGUCAGAUCCCCGGGCUAGGUAGGGGCGUAUGGGUCUAGUAGUUCAGCAUGGCAAACGGCCCCCCUUUAGGCCCAACAGCAUGACAAAUCGCUUCCAUAAUGGGGCGGAAGCUUCUGCCCUUGUCUUCUUGCAAGACAGAUGUGGUCUGUGACCUCAAAUGCGCAACACAAAUUUUUGGAAACAUACCGUUUCAAUAUGGGGAGGGGGGAUUUUUCCUCUCAAUACGGCGGGAAGUUUUUCUUCCGUUCGGGCAGCAAUGUGGUAAUAGACACGGACAAAGUCAUCUCCUUUAAAAAUCACGACGACUACUGUGCGGCGCCCAUCGUGUAUCACGAGAAAAAAGUGUUACAGUUACACAUUUGCUGGAGUUUCUGCAUCACAAAUUUUCUCUGUGUCACAGAGAAAACCUGUAUUGCGAAGAUCAUAAGGGAAAACAGGAAGGAAACGAGGCUCCCAAGCAUUUCCUGCAUGAGAAAAGUUAUCUGUGUUGCCGGUCUUGCAACACAAUGUGUAACUGUAACACUUUUUUCUUGCGAUAUCGUGGACAAGUCUUGCGGGAGCGACUGCGGGUUUGACAUGUGGGCGGUGGGGAAGAAUUUAUCCUGUGCAAAAGUAUCGUACUCGUAUAAAUGCAUCACAAAUUUCCUCAGCAUGAGAAAUAAAAUCUGUAAUGCGGAUUCACCUUCAGAAAAAAAAUUGUAAUGCAUGAUUGCAAUUACUACGAGUGCGAUACUUUUGCACAGGAUAAAAUUGCUGCGGAAACGACGGAAGCUUUAAGUGGACCUGUGAGGGAUACGGUAUGAUUAUAAAGUUAGUAGGUUUACGUAGAAUUUUUUGUCAUGCAGAAUUUGCACGCAGGCACGUGUCUGCAAUGCAAAAUCGAAAAAGCCCAAGUAAUCUUUCGUUAAUAAACCCUCGAUGAUCAGACCCCACCCUUGACGAGGGAAAUACCAACAAUCCACUGGCCGAAAGAAAGGACCGGACCGCGGUUCGCUGGAUAGAGGAGUCAACUGUUAUAAAUUGCAAAUAUCCCUGGAUGUCUGGAAGGAUGCGAACUUGUGAUGCGCAUUUCACAACACAGACAAAUCUCUCAUGCAUAGGCAGCAAAUCAUGUCCAUUUCCUGUCACCAAAGUGGGGGGUCGAUUUGUCAUGUGGAUUAAGCAAUGCGGAAGCUUGUCGAAAUCUGUGAUGCUCGGGCUUCCAUGACAGACAAACUGUGUCAUGCAAAAACAGCAUGGCAAAAAACUGCACUCUUCCAGACCCAGACGUAUUUGCAUUUGAGAACUGUUCCCUUCUACCGAUUAGCGGUGUUGGAAGCGGAAGGGAUACACAAUGUGAAAUCCGCACACCCACUGUUUCUACGGUUUUUCCAGAACGGCCGUGACCCGGAGAUUCUCGUCGCGACUUACGCGCAGACCGGCAUAAAAGUGACGUUUGCGUUGUUGUUUUUUGUUUUCGUGCUGAACAUUUUUGUCAUGCUCGGCGUGGCGAAGAGAUUUAUUACCACAAAAGUGCCCUCACUGGAGGAUUUUUGAUAGAAGAUGAACAAGAAGUGCUGAAUAUAAAGCGUACCAAGUUGCGUAGCAAGGGAGUAGUUGGUGCAGAAGUUUGUUUUUUCCAAAUAUCACGUGGACAACAUCCAUGCCAAUUCAAUGAAAACUCCCAU